ACUGCAGCCUCAUAUUCCCUUACGAGCAUCGUGUGUGUGUGUGUGUGUUUGGGAGGCACUGUAAUGCUUUGACAGCAGCUUGACAUUGCCUUGAAAGGUGCUGGAGGCUCUGCAAGCACUUGCCAAGAGGGGGUGGGGGAGAGGAAAGUGUGUCAGGCAACACUGCAGUCGCAGCCUCUUCUUGUGCUCAGCCCCGCUGCUGCUGCUGCUGCUGCUGCAACUCGGGGGCUGCUGCGCGGCUCCGCUGCCGGCCAAGUUCUGGCGCUGAGCGCGGCACGGCGGCAGCGCUGCCUCCGCCGCAGCACCGCCCGCGCUCCCUCCUCCCGUCUAGGCCUUUUUCUAUUCCCCCACCCCCGCCUGAAAUGCCCGUGAAAGCCACCGAGGGGCUCGGGCAGGAAGGGGCCCGCACAGCUCCACGGGAUGAUGCCCGCUCUCCGCCGGCGGGGCGCGGGGUGGAAUUCCGUCGGGAAUGAAGUGCUCGCUCGACAUUUGCUGCGUCUGCCGGAGCGUCAGGGUUCAGUGGCUGCCUCCCCUUCCAGCAGCUGUUCCGGUUAAUCACUGCGCUUCCAACUUUUGCUUGGCAAUGCCUGAUGGCCAGCGGAGCCGGGAGAGCUAGCACGGGAUUUUUAGGACCUCAUUAAAAAAAACCAAAAAACAAAAAACCAUACCCUUCAUUUUCCUAUGUCUACACAGGACUGGCGAGCCGCACGUUAAACAGCCGUGUAAAGGUAUUUCUUCCUAAAGGACUGCCACAUUUCUGAGCCCUCGCAAACUGGAAAGCCCAGGACGAUCUGUGUCCGAUCUCGCUGCCGGGAAGUGCGGGAGCCGCGUGUGCUGCGGCCGCGUUCGGCCGUGGGAGGCAGCCCGCGCUGCCCGGGAGGGAUUCCAGCGCGGGCAGGGAGAGAGGACGGAGCGGCUCUUGCAAUUAGUUGAAUGAUUUGAUAGAUAACAGCAGACAUGCUUUGUGGACUGAAAAAGGAUUUGCAGUCAGACUUUGAUGAUGGCCCUUACUCAAAGGGGAGCAAGGACUCUGGUGGGAUGGACACAGCCCUGGUCUCCAGGAGGCAAAGCAUCCCAGAGGAGUUCAGAGGGGUCACAAUCGUGGAGCUGAUUAAGAAAGAAGGAAGCACCCUUGGUUUAACCAUUUCAGGUGGCACAGACAAAGAUGGAAAGCCAAGAGUCUCCAAUCUGAGGCCAGGAGGACUGGCUGCAAGGAGUGACCAGCUGAACGUGGGGGAUUACAUCAAGUCGGUGAACGGCAUUAACCUGACCAAGCUGCGGCAUGACGAGAUCAUCAGCCUGCUGAAGAACGUGGGCGAGAGAGUGGUGCUGGAAGUGGAGUACGAGCUCCCGCCAGCUGUGCCAGAAAGCAGUGCUGGCAUUAUUCCCAAGACUAUUGAAGUGUCCCUCUACAAGGAAGGCAACAGCUUUGGCUUUGUGCUGAGAGGGGGAGCCCAUGAAGACUGGCACAAGUCCAGGCCGCUGGUGCUCACCUACGUGAGGCCGGGCGGCCCUGCAGACAGGGAAGGGUCCUUGAAAAUUGGGGACAGGCUGCUGAGUGUGGAUGGGAUUCCUCUGCACAGCAUGACCCAUGCGGACGCCCUCAACAUCCUGAGGCAGUGCAGCCAGGAGGCACUUUUCCAGAUCGAGUAUGAUGUGACCAUCAUGGAUACUGUAGCAAAUGCUUCUGGUCCUUUACUAGUUGAAAUAGCAAAGACUCCAGGCUCUACGCUGGGAAUCACACUGACCACAGCCAUGCACCGGAACAAGCAGGUCAUUGUCAUCGACAAGAUCAAGCCAGCCAGCGUGGUGGACAGGUGUGGUGCAUUGCACGUUGGUGACCACAUUCUCUCCAUUGAUGGCACAAGCACAGAGCACUGCUCCUUAUUAGAGGCAACUCAGCUGUUAGCUGCCACUUCUGAAAAUGUCAAGCUGGAGAUACUACCUGUUCACCAAAGCAGGCUGCCUUUGAAGCCUCCAGAAACAGUCAAGGUGCAGAAGAGUGACCACCAUCACUGCUGGGACCCCUGUGUCAACUACUGUCACACGCACCACCCCGGACACUGCAAGACACCCACCUGGAACCAGACACCUGGGCAGGAUUACUGCAAAUCUCUGGUGGCUGCCAACUUCUCGUCUCCCACCAUGAACGCGCAGGGAUUCCCGUGCCAGAACUCCAACACGCUACCUCGCAGCUCCCACCCCAUGAGCCCCCGCACCACCAUGCUGAGGAGGAGACAGAAGAAGAAGGAGCACAAGAGCUCACUGUCACUGGCCUCCAGCACGGUGGGUCCUGGCGGGCAGAUAGUCCACACGGAGACAACAGAGGUGGUCCUCAGGGGAGACCCUUUGAAUGGCUUCGGACUUCAGCUCCAGGGAGGCAUCUUUGCUACCGAAACUCUGUCUUCCCCACCUCUCGUCCGUUUUAUCGAGCCUGACAGCCCGGCAGAGAGGUGUGGACUGCUGCAAGUGGGGGACAGAGUCCUUUCCAUCAACGGCAUCGCCACGGAGGACGGCACCAUGGAGGAGGCCAACCAGCUGCUGCGGGACGCGGCGCUCACCAACAAAGUGGUGCUGGAGGUUGAAUUUGAUGUGGCAGAGUCUGUCAUACCCAGCAGCGGCACUUUCCACGUUAAAUUGCCCAAGAAAAGAGGUGUAGAGCUUGGAAUUACAAUCAGCUCUGCAAGCAGAAAACUUGGGGAUCCUUUGAUCAUCUCUGACAUCAAGAAGGGGAGUGUAGCACACAGAACUGGCACCUUGGAGCCAGGAGACAAGCUGUUAGCCAUUGAUAACAUCCGACUCGACAAUUGCUCAAUGGAGGAUGCUGUGCAGAUUUUAAGGCAGUGUGAAGACCUGGUCAAAUUGAAGAUUAGGAAGGAUGAAGAUAACUCUGACGAGCAGGAGACAACUGGUGCAAUUAUCUACACGGUGGAGCUGAAGCGAUAUGGGGGCCCUUUGGGAAUCACCAUCUCCGGGACAGAGGAACCUUUUGAUCCUAUUGUCAUUUCGGGCUUGACUAAACGAGGGCUGGCAGAGAGAACCGGAGCCAUCCACAUCGGAGACCGGAUCUUGGCCAUCAACAACGUGAGCCUCAAGGGCAAGCCGCUGAGCGAGGCCAUUCACCUGCUGCAGAUGGCGGGAGAGACCGUCACCCUCAAGAUCAAGAAGCAGACGGAGAAAUCCUACCCCAAGAAGUCGGGGAGCAUAAAUGAAAUAAGUGACCCAGAAGAUGAGCUGACAGACUCCCAGAAAACUAGCAAGCUGUCUGAGAUAUACUCCACCACAAUUCCGAGUGUGGACAAUACUGUGGAGUCCUGGGAUGGCUCUGCCAUGGAUGCUGGAUAUGGAAGCCAAGGGUUCAGUGUGGAAACAGGAGCUGUUAACCGCAGCUGGAACUGGCUGGAGGCAGGAUCUGCAUCUGUGGGUACGUACAUACCGCAGGCUGCCGGCAUAGCCCUCCAUCCACACGAGUGGAGACACAGCAGGCAAAAGAGCAGCACCCCUCCAGCAGACCCCAGGAAAAACUACCCCUACAUGGAUGGGAGCUUCAGUGAGGAUGACUGGGACAAGCCCAGCAGAUACCCCAACCGCCAAAAUGGCCUUGAGACCACUCAUGAGGACAAUUUUUGGCGUGUUUUUGGAGAAGCUUUGGAGGAUUUGGAAACAUGCGGCCAGUCUGAACUUUUGAGGGAGAUUGAGGCGUCCAUCAUGACAGGGAGCGUGCACAACCUGGGCCUGGAGGGCAGCAAGCUGCUCCUGGACUCUGCCAACCCCUCGGGAAUGAGCCCGCUGAGGAAAGCCAGCUCCAGCCGUGCCGACGGACAGGCUGAGGGCAGCAGCUCCCCUGCCAAGAAGAAUGAAAGGAACCUGGACGUGAAGAAGAUGGAGAAGGAGAUGCAGGAAAUCAUGUCCCCGACCCCCCUUGAGUUUCACAAGAUGACACUGCACAAAGACCCGGAGAGCGAAGACUUUGGAUUCAGUCUGUCGGAUGGCCUGUUAGAAAAAGGUGUCUAUGUAAAUAUGGUCCGGCCGGAUGGGCCAGCAGAUCAGUGUGGCCUCAAGCCAUAUGACAGAGUGCUUCAGGUAAACCGCGUCCGAACGAGAGACUUUGACUGCUGUCUGGCCGUUCCCUUGAUUUCAGAGGCUGGAGAUAAGCUGGACCUGGUGAUUAGCCGGAACCCCUUGGCACUGGCUGCCGGCGCUGCCUCGGAGGGGAACAGAGAGCUCCAGGCGCAGGGGCCCCGCAGUGCCGAGCUCAAGGCGAGUGUCCAGACGCUCUGAGCAGCAGGAGCAGAGCAGGUGAUGCCUCUGCUGAGCUCUUGUGGUAUUUGGGGUGUUUUUCCUGUUUUUUUGCACUGGUAUUUGUAAAUGCUCUGUGUACCAUAACCUGCAAGGGGAGAGAUGGGUCUUCAGUGAGCCUGGAGACCGCCAAAUAUUGCUGGAAAGGUCAGAGCUGGGUGUGAAUCUGGGGCUGUGGCAGUGAUGGCAGUGCGACAAACAGCCCAUAGGAGGAAGGAGCAUCCACAACCAUCCCCCAUGGUAGGGCAUCCCCUCUGUGCUCCUACCAUCAAGUGUGCAGGAUCCUGCCUCAGACAUCCUCCUCACCCUGAAAGGCCUUGGCCGUCCUACAAACACACAUGGUGCUAUUAUGUUCCUUGUUUGCUCAGUUAAUCACAUACAGCAGGACUGAAAUGCCUUCCUUUUUAUGUUGUGCCCAGCUCCAUCCUUUCAACACUCUUGGCAAAUCGAUUUCUGCAGCCCCUUGCACUCCCAGUGCAAGGCUGUGGAGAGAGCCGGUUAAAAGACACUUCAAAAUGUGCUUGAGAGUGGCUAAAUGCAAUUCUUGUGUAAAAAUUGGUGUUAGCAGCUGUCUCCUGCCAGCCCUAUCCACACUCCCCCCUAGGUGUGGCUCACCCUGUAGUGGGAGCAGGCACCUCGUGUGGCUGAUUCCCAUGAGCAGUGUUGUUACCUGUGCUCAGCAGUGACUGCAGAGUAGAGGCCACACCCAAGGCUAAAGGCCUUGAGUACCUGCCUGAAUCCCCCUUGUUUGUCUGAGCUUUAUGGAGAUGUCUCACUCGCAAACUUGGCCUGUGCCUGGAAGUAAAUAGCAGAAUAGUGAAAUUCCCAUGGCUGCCCCUGAUGUUUUGGAUCAACAAAACCUUGCUGCUCCCCUGAGGCAGAGGCAUGACGAGCCCUUGGUUGGGUGGGGGAUGUUUUCCUGCGGGCGGUGUGUGCCCCUUUCCCUUUCGCUGGCCUCUUGUAGCUCUGCGGCCGCUCUGGUCCCACCCGGCCCCGCCCGGGGCUGCGGUGUCCGCAUCGCCCGCUCUGUUCCUCUCAGUAGCACUUUAUGGUGAUGUUCUGUCGUGGUGGCGGCGUCAGGCCGCCUUCGCUUUCCCCAGGGGGCCCGGGCCGUGGGCCGGAGGGCUCGCUCCGUCACACCCGGCAGCUCCGAGCCCCCUGCCCCCGGUCCCCGCUGGCCCUUCCCGCUCCUCCAUCCCCGCUGCCCGCCGGUGGCGGGGCUCGGGUGGGUGCACCACGCGUGUGUCGCUUUGCUGAGCCGGGACCUGUCCCGCACUGUCUAUCCCGACAGCCCCCUGUGACAGCACAGAGUAUCCUGUGUGUAUCCUGGGUGUCUCCUGGGUGUAUCCUGGGUGUAUCCAGGGUGUUUCUUCCAGGCACGGCCCCAUCCAGCUCUUUGUCGUUGUAGCCAUUUUCUCUUGAGUAUGCAAUAUCCCAUCCCAUUGCUGCCACAGCUAGAUAACGUGCCAUAAUUGAUACUGUGGAGCAUUGACCGUGCAGCCGAAAGUGUUUUUAUAUGCAAUAUUCUGAGCAGUGGAAGCUCACUGGGGCUUCUCUUAGGUUUUUAAUGAAGACUUUUAUUAAAGGCUUUAAAAAAUAACAAAACAAAACAAAACAAAACAAAACAAAAAAAAAAGGAGGAAGAAAAACUUGGUCCUUGUAUCCCUUCCUAUGCAUUUUGAAUGAUAUGAAGAUGAAAUGCAUUAAUUAAAUGUGUAUUUUUAUCCAUAUAUUAGAGUGUAUUCCUUGUAAAGUAUUUUUAUAUGCUAAUUUUCUUAUGUAUCUAUGAAAGCACAAUAUUUAAAAGUACAGCAUUUCAAAGACUAUUUUAGUCCUGUUUUGGACCUAUUUGUAAAUCUCUGUAUUUAAAUGGGAUUGGAAUGACUUUGACUUUUUUUUAAAAUUAAAUAAAAGCAAAUGAAAUGC
Molecule: messenger RNA, 6225 nt
Organism: Prinia subflava (tawny-flanked prinia)
Lineage: Eukaryota; Metazoa; Chordata; Aves; Passeriformes; Cisticolidae
Gene: GRIP2
Product: glutamate receptor interacting protein 2
Exons: 25
Coding region: 958-4281 (1107 amino acids)
Biological process (GO): neurotransmitter receptor transport, endosome to postsynaptic membrane
Molecular function (GO): protein binding
Source: RefSeq, a predicted model, not a curated record